CCAAUCGCCAAUCGCCAAACCGAAUACGACUGCAAAUUAUUGGCCUUCCCACCCCUGACCAAUUUCCCGUUCUUCCCCUCUCCACCUCUCUCGAAACCAUUGUCCGCUUGUUCUUGGUCUCUGGUUAACCUUCUAGUUUUGCACUCGGCAGAACAGAAAUUUCCAAAAAAAAAAAGAAAGGUCCUCCUUCACCAUGGUCAACAUGACUGGGAGCUUUGCCUCGCCGUCCGCAGAUGCGACAAUCUCGCCGCAACUUUUCGCGCCGGCCGGCCUCGUCGCCUCCGUUCUGGAAGGCUUCACCGUCUGGAAGCUGAUCCUGGCGCUGUUUGUUGGAGCAGUCCUUUACGAUCAGUUCAAGUACCACUACCUCAAGGGCAACAUCGUCGGUCCUGCCUACAAGAUCCCGUUCAUGGGCCCCUUCCUCCAAUCCGUCAAUCCCAAGUUCACCGAGUACAAGGCGAAAUGGGACAGUGGCGAGCUGAGCUGUGUCUCCGUCUUCCACAAGUUCGUUGUGAUUGCCUCAACCCGUGACAUGUCCCGCAAGAUCUUCAACUCUCCCGGCUACGUCAAGCCCUGCGUCGUGGAUGCUGCGCACAAGCUGCUCGGCAAGUCCAAUUGGGUCUUCCUGGAUGGCAAGGAGCACGUCGAGUACCGCAAGGGUCUCAAUGGCCUGUUCACCCGCCAGGCUCUGGCCAGCUACCUUCCCCGUGCCGAGGAGGUCUUCGACGAGUACUUCAAGCGCUUCGUUACCAAGUCCGCCGCUACUAACCACACCCCGACUCCAUGGAUGCCCGACUUCCGUGAACUGAUGACUGCUCUUUCCUGCCGCACCUUUGUCGGCUACUACAUGUCCGACGAAGCCGUCCAGAAGGUUGCCGAUGACUACUACCUGAUCACCGCCGCCCUCGAGCUCGUCAACUUCCCUAUCAUCCUGCCCUUCACCAAGACUUGGUACGGCAAGAAGGCUGCCGACAUGGUCCUCGAGGAGUUCUCCAAGUGUACCGCGAAGAGCAAGGCCCGUAUGGCUGCCGGUGGUGAGAUUACCUGUAUCAUGGAUGGCUGGGUCAAGGCCCAGCAGGAUUCCGCCAAGUACCGCGAGAAGAUCGCUCAGGGAAUCUCGGUCGAUCCCUCCGAGAAGCCUCCUCAGGUUCUGCGUGACUUCUCCGACUUUGAGAUCGCCCAGACUAUCUUCACUUUCUUGUUCGCCUCCCAGGAUGCCACUAGCGCCGCCUCUACCUGGUUGUUCCAGCUGAUGGCCGACCGCCCCGAGAUUCUCGACAAGGUCCGCGAGGAGAACUUGGCUGUUCGCAACGGUGACCGCUCCGUUCCCAUCUCCAUGGAUCUGCUCGAGAAGUUGACCUACACCCGCGCCGUCGUCAAGGAGACCCUCCGAUACCGUCCUCCCGUCAUCAUGGUCCCCUACCUUGUCAAGAAGGACUUCCCCAUCACCGACAAGAUCACCGUCUCCAAGGGCUCUAUGAUCAUUCCCUCCGUCUGGCCCGCCACUCACGACGAGGAGGCCUACCCCAAUGCCGACUCGUUCGAGCCCGAGCGCUGGAUCACCGGUGAUGCCGAGCAGCAGACCAAGAACUGGUUGGUCUUUGGCACUGGUCCCCACUACUGCCUGGGUCAGACCUAUGCCCAGCUGUCUCUGAUGGCCAUGAUUGGCAAGGCCAGUAUGGAGAUGGACUGGGAGCACACUCCCACUGCCCAGUCUGAGGACAUCAAGGUGUUCGCCACAAUUUUCCCCCAGGACGACUGCCUGCUCACCUUCCGCCCUCGUGCUUAAAUAUUGAUUGACGAAUAAUGCAAAAGCACCAAGCUGGAAAAAAAAACUCCCGGCCCCAACCUCCGGAUAGAACGGGCUCGGUGACACAUUCAGCACGGCCUUUCUGUCCUGGAGAUGGAGGGGCCAUUCUUUUUCACAAUUCAUUUCUCGCCUCGGUACUGGCACGCAUGGUCAACAGUCCUCUUGCCGGACUUGGAAAAAAAGUUACCGUGGUCGCUCACCGGGGCAAUUGGUCUUCAAAUCUGGGAGAGCUCUUUUCAGAGAUUAUCCCCCUAAUACCCCCUUUGUGUAUAGAGCGGCCCGUGUGGGAUCGCUACUGCUGAGCAUCUCUUUUCCGGGUUGUCUCUGCUUCUUUUCUCUCUCCUCGGUGUGAAAGACCCUAGAG
Penicillium brasilianum is the source of this 2174-nucleotide messenger RNA. NCBI's taxonomy places the organism in Eukaryota, Fungi, Ascomycota, Eurotiomycetes, Eurotiales, Aspergillaceae. The record is from the annotation of a GenBank genome assembly.